AUGCACCAAGAAAUUGAAUGGCCGGCGGAAAUUAGUCAGCUAAAAACUUCAGGAGCAAUAAAUCAUCGAAGCAAUAUAGCAUCAUUGCAUCCGCAGCUCGACGAAUAUGGGGUUAUGCGAGUAGGAGGAAGACUGGAGCACGAAGAUGAGAGACCUGAAGAGGAGAAGGUAGAAGAUACGCUGAAAAAGGAGGUCGAAGUGAACUCAACAAAGAAGUUACCAAGAUUAACAGCAAAUUCCUUUAUGAUAUGGACUAUGAUGAUAAAUCUUUGUCUGAUUAUGACGACUAAGGCCUCAUCAGUAAAAGAAUUAAAUAGUUCGACGGCAAUAUAUCUUGAUCCAAUCUCUCAAAUCCACAUGGCCUCGUCUUCAUGGAACAUGGUUGUAUAUUUUGAAAUGAAAACGUACUUAGAAACACUGGAUCUUGCAUCCACAUUGCUCAACGCCUCUAAAGAAAUAUGUCCAAGGCUCCAAACAUUUGAAGACCAGUGCUGGUCGGUAAUAAACAAUAUGGAAUAUAAAGUAAACAAAAUCAAGGCGAAUAAUCGGCUUUUCAUGAGGGAUGAUAAACGGCAAAGAAGAGGAGCCCCAUUGAAGUUCAUAGGGUCUUUUCAACAUUGGGCAUUUGGUGUGAUGGACGACGAUGAUCGUGUGGCGAUGGAAAAUAAUAUGAGAAAUCUGUUAGCCAACCAGUACGACUUAAAAGAAUUGUCAAAAAAGCAGACAUCGAUAGUUGAUUCCACGGUCAAUCUGCUAAAAAGAACAACGGAGGAAGUCAAUUCGCACUUUGUGGAGAUAAAGUGCAAAAUUGAUAACAUAACCGCCACCAUGAACGAAACUUACUUCGUUUAUAGAGAAUCUAUUCGUUUCUUUAUUAUAACUAAAGAAAUCCAUGAAUACAUAGACGAAUGUGACGAUGUGCUAAAGGAAGUCAUUAACCUGUUACUGGACAUUAAUAAUGGUCAUAUACACCCUGUGCUCAUCAGUCCGGAGAAAUUGCAGUCGGAAAUAUUUAAAAUUCGAAAUGAGCUACCCACGAAAUAUGUUUUACCCGGAAAAUCUUCUGGUACAGAACUUAAGGAGGUUUUACAUUUGAUGAGGGGACGUGGAAUGUACAUCGGCACACAAUUGGUGAUCGACUUGAAGAUACCUCUCUUUCAACAGACAGUCGUCGCAGUUCUAUAGAGUAAUCCCGAUUCCAUUUGAACAUGACGGUGCGGUAUUGAUAGCAAGGAUAAGGUCGCCAUACAUCGUGUACAAUUUUGAAUUGGAUUCGUUCCACUAUCUGACACAAGUCAUGUUGAACGAAUGUAAAAACACAUUGGGAGAUGAAAUUGUAUGCGAAGAAAAUUUUCCCUGGCGAGAUGCGUCGACCAACAAUUGCGAACUGUCACCCCUGAGGCCGCGCAUCGAGAUAAACUGCACGUACGAUGAAGUUGAAAACAGUCCCUAUUGGAUACAGCUGAGGCAAAAGGGAAAUUGGCUUUUUAAGACGUUUAAGAAUGCAACGGCUCAUAUUAAGUGUUCCGAAAAGCAGCAAUCCAUCAUAGAACUUCCACAACAAGGACGUCAGUGAAGCCGACAAAGAAGCCAUAAAACCCCUUGGAAACGUAUUGGUGAAACAUCACAAUGAGAUCAGCCAGCUAAAGACGCUCGUGGACGAUUUGAAGAAGCAGAAACUAAAUUUAAGAGGUUUAGAAUUUCAUAAUUGGUCUGGUCACAUGUCAUUUAUUUUAGUUACCAUAGUAGUUAUAAUGUUGCUAACUCAGUUUAUAAGGAAAAUUAUAAUAAGGAGACGGAUAGCAGCAAUUCAGUUCCAAGGAAGGCCGAAUGUUUAAUAAAGUAUCUGCCGGCCGGGAGAAUGUUCAUAAAAAUAUGAACAUGAAUCUUUCUUUUAUCUUGUCUAGCUUAGAAGAAGUAAUAAAAUAAUUAAGUGUCUUAGAUAAUAAAUUGUAAUGUAGAUCUGUCAUAAAUGUUAUUGCUUAUUUGCUAUGAAUUUUAUGUACUUAAGAUAGAAUUUUCAAUGUUAUCAAUUUCCAAGAAGUCAUUAAAUCCAUAUGUGAGUUUCCCAGCCAUUAAAUCCAUAUGUGAGUUUCCCAGCCAUUAAAUCCAUAUGUGUAAUCUUCAUUGAUCAUGUACACUGGUGCAUACGAUAAGUUUUAUGAUAAUAAAGGUUGUGACCCACGCACGCACUUAUCUAUGCACACAGUAGGUAGAGAAGGUCACUGGAUUAAGAAGGAAGAGAUAAGAAUUAUUAUUAGGUUGCAUUAGGCUAAGCUCGAAUAACAUAUGUAGCUCUUAAGGACAAUAUUUUUUAAAUAAAAUUAGUACUCAACCAACAUCCAA
Messenger RNA from Musca vetustissima, 2346 nucleotides. RefSeq lists its product as uncharacterized. The record is from RefSeq and is a predicted model, not a curated record. Lineage: Eukaryota; Metazoa; Arthropoda; Insecta; Diptera; Muscidae. The coding region runs from base 1 to 1185 and encodes 394 amino acids. The transcript is spliced from 3 exons.